CAGCGCCCAGAGCUCUCUGCUAACCCGGAAAUGGAGAGUCAGAACUGAAAAAUAGCCGGGAAGUGAACUUUGUCGACAGAGUUGUGAAGUUUCAGAAUAUAGUCAACAAUUCAUGCAUAUUUAUUUACUUCUCUUUGUCAACCAGCCGCCAUGGAUGAAUAUGAUGAACUCUUUGAAAUUGAAGACAACUUCGAGGAGCAGUUCGCCGAUGAGUUGGACGCUUUGGCCCAGUUGGACGAUGACAUUUCCAAGCCAGCAAAGCGUCCGAGGCAGAAUGCAGGCGAUGACACAUCCGACACAGAACACCCGAUCACUCCAAAGGUAAAGCGCCAAAAGCAGGACGCGGGUGUAGUGAAGCGACUUUUCAACUCGUCGCGGAGUGAUGACAUCACACCGCCACCCUCCCCAGAGCAAUACGAGGCACCCGGCGUCGUCGUCGGGUCUUCCUCAAACGCUCUGGAUGUCAGUGGCUUUGCUGCGAUCUCCGAGUCUCCAAGGCGACCUGCGGCCGUGGCGACCCAAUCGCGUGUUCUGAAGAGGCCGCCGCCAGAAGGUGACUUCGUCACAGUCACUGACUCAACGGGGAGUCGCGUCUAUCUUCGCCAGAAGGACACAGACACAAACAAGGUGGCAGAGGGCAGAAUGUUACCCGACUCCCAGGGUUCCUUGGGGCUUCUGGCCGUGCCGAUAGGUGUGCUGAGAGAGCAGGAGGCAGAGCGGCGCCACCUGGAGGUAGUAGAGGAGUCUCAGCGCCUCACAGAGGUUUUAGCUAGCAGUGUCAAUGAUGUAGAGGAUGAAGAGGAGGAUGCAGAAGACUCAGAAGGUCGAAGCUGCCGCCUCUGGGUUGACCGCUUUUCUCCCCGGCACUACACCGAGCUGCUCAGCGACGAUUUUACCAACCGCUGUCUGCUCAAGUGGCUGAAGCUGUGGGACACAGUCGUCUUCGGGAGAGAGAGGAAGGCCCGCCCCGUGCGGCCCGACAGACAAGCGCCCGUCCAGACCUCUUUCAAACCUAAUCAGGCCAAUCAAGCCAACCCCAAUCGCUUCAAGACCAAGAUGGAGAUGACUGAGGAGGUCCUGGAGGCUGAGUUGGACCAGUACAAACGACCCAAAUUUAAGGUGGCGAUGUUGUCCGGCCCUCCGGGUUUGGGAAAGACCACCUUGGCUCACGUUAUUGCCAAGCACGCCGGGUACAACGUGGUGGAAAUCAACGCCAGUGACGACCGCAGCGCGGAGGUGUUCCAGAAGCGCAUCGACACGGCCACGCAGAUGACGUCGGUCCUGGGAGCCAACGAGAGGCCAAACUGCCUCAUUAUUGAUGAGAUUGACGGAGCACCUGCAGCUGCCAUCAACAUUCUAUUAGCGGCCCUGAACAGGAAGGAUGGACACAGCAGCGACGCCACCACCGAGUCUACAAAGAAGAAGAAGAAGAAGGAGACUAUUCUUCUGCGACCAAUCAUUUGCAUCUGUAACGACCUGUAUGUUCCAGCUCUGCGAGCUCUGAGGCAGCAGGCCUUCCUCCUGACCUUCCCCCAGACUCAGCCCUCCCGUCUGGCUCAGAGACUUGCAGAGAUCUCUGUGCGACAGGGGAUGAAGGCGGACACGGGCACGCUGGUGUUGCUGUGUGAGAAGACGGACAACGACAUCAGGUCUUGCAUCAACACACUGCAGUUCCUGUUCGGUCGAGGGCACAAGCACCUGGACAGCAGCACCAUCCAGCGUGUGUCUGUGGGCCAGAAGGACCAAAACAAAGGCCUGUUCCACCUGUGGCAGGAGGUCUUCCAACUACCACGCAACAAACGGAAACGUAUGGGCGAGAGGUUUGAGGACGAGCCAGGCUCAGGAGGUGGAGGACAGAGAUUUCAGCACAUUCUUCACCUGGCCUCAUCUAGUGGAGAAUAUGAAAAGGUUUCUCAGGGUCUGUAUGACAACUUCCUGUCCAUGAGGGUGCGAGAUCCCAACCUGCAGAGCGUGUGCGACGCCCUGGACUGGAUGGGCUUUUCUGACAGGCUGAACCGAGUCAUCCUGCACGGCCAGAACUUCUCACUCAUGAAGUACCUGCCUUUCCUGUCUGUCGCCUAUCACUUCCUGUUCGCCCACCCCCACGUGCCGCGCAUCACCUACCCACAGAGCCACCACGAGGCGUCCUCUCGGCUCCUCAGCAGCAGGAACGCUGUGUCCAGCAUGUUGGCCGACAUCCCGCCAGGCAUCAGGACCAGGAUCAGCCACCUCAACCUCACCCUGGACGUUCUCACGCUGCUCCUCGACAUCAUCUGCCCCAAACUGCGGCCUGUCAACCCCCAGCUGUUCAGCAGCAGAGAGAAGGAGCAGAUGUGCGAUCUGAUCGACACCAUGUUGGCCUACAACCUCUCCUACCGCCAGGACCGCACGCCUGAGGGCCAGUACACAUAUGUCCUGGAGCCGCGUGUGGAGGAGGUUGUGAGGUUCCCCGGCCUGCCGCCGCGCCGCCAGCUGACCUACCAGGCCAAGCAAACCAUCAGCAGGGAGAUGGAGCAGGAGAAGAUGAGGCGCGCCGAGCACGCCAUGCUACUGAGGAACCCCACAGCGAGAGAGGAGAAAAAAAGCAGUGGUCCCAAGCAGAACAAAAACCAUCAGCAGAGGUUGGAGAACAUCGUUAAACAGACCACAGUGGAACCCAAGCCGGAGAUGGAUUUCUUUGGCCGAGUGGUCGCACCAAAACCUGCCAGAGUGCCCACGUCAGACACAGGCGAGAAGUGUGCCGUGCUGCGAAUGGGGAAGGCAGUGGGCGACAGCGACGUGUGGUUCCGCUUCAACGAAGGCAUGUCCAACGCCGUGCGGAGGAACGUUUACAUCCGGGAACUUUUGUAAGGUCCCGCACACAUCACAGCUCUUUGCUUCUGUAGUC
Messenger RNA from Nerophis lumbriciformis (worm pipefish), 2887 nucleotides. RefSeq names its product CTF18, chromosome transmission fidelity factor 18 homolog (S. cerevisiae) (gene chtf18). Gene Ontology annotation, molecular function: ATP binding; ATP hydrolysis activity. The record is from RefSeq and is a predicted model, not a curated record. Lineage: Eukaryota; Metazoa; Chordata; Actinopteri; Syngnathiformes; Syngnathidae.